AUGGCGGACAGGAUCAGCAUGUUACCCGACGAUGUCAUUUGCAACAUUCUCUCUUUUCUCCCGACUCAAGAUGUUGUUUCCACUUCUCUUCUUUCAAAGAGAUGGAAACCACUGUGGCGUUCAGUUCCUAGCCUCUACUUUGACGAUCAAAGCUAUCUCAUCAACAACAAUUCCUAUUCCUAUGUUUGCUUUCAGAAGUUCAUAUGUAACACCAUGCUCGCUAGAAAUGCUAAUGAACCCAUUCAGCUGCCAUCUAAAGUUUCUCUAUUGAAAUUGAGGAGCUGCAUUUUCAGUUGUGAAACUCUGGUUGUUCUCAAGUUGGUGGGGUUGGAUGUGGAUGUGUUUUCUUCUGUUGACCUUCCCAAACUGAAGUCUAUGUAUUUGAAUGAUAUUGGUUUUCCAGAAGAGAAGAAUCUUGUGGAACUUCUUUCUGGGUGUCCAAUUCUUGAGAAUUUGGAAGUGUACUAUUUAUUUUUCAAUGGAGUCUCUUCUACUCCUACUAGUAAUAAGAAUGUUAAAAGAUUAUCUAAGUUGGUCAGGGCAGAUAUAUAUUGCAUUGCUUUCGACAUUCCGCUGAAAGCAAUUUGUAAUGUGGAGUUUCUUCGCAUUGACAAGCUAUUGCUGUACCCUGAUGGCAUUCCAGUUUUUCCUAAUUUAACUCACCUGGAGCUCAAGUUUGGGAGUGAUAUGAACUGGCAUUUGGUACUACGAAUAAUCAAGAAGAGUCCAAAGCUUCAAACUUUUGUCCUUAAUAUGGAGGCAAGUGCUGCUGAUAUGAUUUGGAUUCCCACCUAUGCUGUUCCUAAUUGCCUUUCUUCACUUAGGAUUUGUUCCAUUACAAGUUUUGAAGGCACAGAAAGUGAGCUGCAUUUUGUAAAAUAUAUUUUACAGAAUUCAGGAGUUUUACGGGCGAUGACCAUACGCACUAGGCCUUCCUUAAGAUUAGAGUGGAAAUAUGAAAUGCUUCAAGAAUUGUCCUUAUGCUCAAGGAGUUCUACCAGUUGUGAACUUUCAUUUGAAUAA
Molecule: messenger RNA, 1023 nt
Organism: Lotus japonicus
Lineage: Eukaryota; Viridiplantae; Streptophyta; Magnoliopsida; Fabales; Fabaceae
Product: putative F-box/FBD/LRR-repeat protein At5g22670
Exons: 2
Coding region: 1-1023 (340 amino acids)
Molecular function (GO): protein binding
Source: RefSeq, a predicted model, not a curated record